Arachis ipaensis is the source of this 462-nucleotide messenger RNA. The record is from RefSeq and is a predicted model, not a curated record. NCBI's taxonomy places the organism in Eukaryota, Viridiplantae, Streptophyta, Magnoliopsida, Fabales, Fabaceae.
AUGAGUGUUAAAGGGCUUUCGCAUAUUCAUCGCAAAGGACUCGUCCACUGUGACCUCAAGCCGGAGAACAUUCUUGUGUUUCCUUCAUUGGAUAAAGAGAUUGCAAACUAUCAAUUGAAGAUCACGGAUUUUGAAUUAUCGAAGACCAAAGAGGAGGAAGCAGAUGUUGAGUUGUGGAAGUCCAAGCCUAGAGGUAUGCUGUCAUACUUGUCGCCGGAAGCAUUUUCCGGUCAUAUUGAUGCUCCGAUUGAUAUAUGGGCACUUGGUUGCAUAGUGAUUGAAAUGCUCACUGGAUUGCCUGCCUGGGGGCCUGAUGGCUAUGCCAUAGGGUUUCUUGGGUUAGGCCGUCUUCUUCUCCUUGAUGGCUUUGCCGAAAAGGAGUUGGAGUCGGGCGAAUGCAGACGGAACUGCCGGAAGAAGGCGCAGAUGCAACUGCCGGAAGAAGGUGCAGACAAGCCAUAG